This is a messenger RNA of Hippoglossus stenolepis (Pacific halibut), 3542 nucleotides long. It is a transcript of the gene cusr, whose product is annotated as Copper-only SOD repeat protein. Lineage: Eukaryota; Metazoa; Chordata; Actinopteri; Pleuronectiformes; Pleuronectidae. The coding region runs from base 173 to 3127 and encodes 984 amino acids. The record is from RefSeq and is a predicted model, not a curated record. Gene Ontology annotation, biological process: superoxide metabolic process. Gene Ontology annotation, molecular function: metal ion binding. The transcript is spliced from 10 exons.
UGUUGAGGACACAGAAACAACCUCACACACACACCGUCCUUUUGUCGUCAUUGAACUUCUUCAAUGAAAGCAAACAGUCUUCUGCAUCUCAGCUGUGUUUUUCCCUCACCUUCGCCAUCAGUCCGGAUUUGCAGUGAAGUUUUGAUUCUUCCCCCCCCCACACAUCUGCAACAUGUGCCUUCUGACAGCUGCCCUGGUGUUUUCUUUACUCUAUUCCAUCUCCUGUGUUCAGUUUCGGGCCCCUCUGAACAUGCGAGGAGUCACAGGGCUGGUUCAGUUUAACUCCACCUCCCAGACAGCCACUGUCACUGUGUCUGGAGCUGGCUCCUGUGGUACAAUUAACUUUUCCCUCAGUGAGUUCCCUGUCAUGUACGGACAUUUUGCUCAGCCUUGCUCAGAAGCAAAUAUCGGCUCCAGCAUUUUUACCUUCACAGCUGAUCCUGCCUCAAGCUCCACCAUUAAUGUGUCACACCUCUUUGAACAAAGUCCAAAUCUGGAUGACCACUCCUUGACAUUGCAGACAUGUAACGGCACUAAAGUAUGCACAGUUGUAAGUCGAGGGCAAACAUUCUUGACUCGUCAGGCAAGGUUCUCUGGACCUAUUGCUGGUAAUGUGUACAUCCGCCUCAACAAAGGAGAGACCAACCCAAGGCUUCUUGCAGACCUUGUUACAAUCGGACAGGUCAAUGCCUCACAAACCACCAUAACUCUCUUUGGAUCUGCAAGCACCGCUGCAACCUGCGAUGUUCUACUAGGAAGCUUAGACGCCUCGACUUUGACCAAUUUGGGUGUGGUAAAGGUCGGAACGCCUUUGCAAUCAGAGAAGUCCCGUCUGAACGAGACCAGCCUCAAAGACAGACCUGGCUUUCUUCUCUUCCCCAUGGGAUCAAGUUACAAGUGUGCUCCUAUUUAUGAUGUGCCAGAGAAACAGGUGACUGCUGUUGUAAAUAUGAGAGGAAUCAAAGGAUACUUCAGCUUCCGCCAGGCUUCCUGUUUUGAUACGACAGAGCUGAGCGUGAACCUGACUAACUUACAGAGCAGAGUUGGCCUUUACCAUGUCCACCUUUUUCCUGUCCCCUCACCGAGGCUGUGUUCAAAUGAUAAUGUGGGUGGCCACUGGAACCCAUUUAAAGUCAAGACUAGUGACCCAACAUACCCAAAAGUUCCUGGGUCAACACAUGAUAAGUAUGAGAUUGGUGACCUAAGCGCCAAGCACAUGUCCCUUGCAGGUAAAAAUGAGGCAAAUAUGGUUUUCACGGACUUCAACCUCCCUCUGUUUGGACAGAACAGUAUUGUAGGUCGCUCUGUUGUAAUUCACCAAACAGAUGGUGCCAGGUAUGUUUGCGCCAGCAUCAGCUAUCCUGGCGCUGUGACAAUUGCCAGAGCCAGAUUUCAGGGCCCUGUGAUUGGUGAGAUCUUGUUCAUCCAACUGAAGAACAACCCUCUGUCUGACGUAUCCAUCUUCGUGGAUGUGUCGUAUGGAAAUCAAACACUGACACCAACCAGGAACCAUAAUUGGCAUGUUCACACCUACCCAAUUAGCUCAGAGAGGGAUGAUGACGAAAGGCGUUGCAGCACAACAGAAGGACACUGGAACCCCUUUAACAUCAACACAGGAGACAGCAGUUAUAGUUUCCACUGUUCCCCAUCCAUUCCCUUCUCCUGUGAGGUGGGAGACUUUUCUAACAAACACAGCCCCAUCAACCUCGGCACCAGAGUGGGUGAAGUGGAAGCAAAAAACUUCUUCACUGAUGUCACCUCCUGGUUGUCUGGAUCAGGCAUUAUUGGUCGUUCUGUAGUCAUCCAUCAAGCAGACAGAGGAGGGCCAAGGAUUGCUUGCGCUAACGUUACAAUGGUGCGGGUCCACAAAGCUAGCUUGGAUAACUGGUUUGGCCCGGGGAUGUCCAGCGGCCAGGUGCAGUUCUCUCAAGCUGUCCCACAGGGCCCCACGACUAUCAAUGUAUCCCUGAUGAACCUGAACUCCUUAGCUGGGGGCUACCAUGUUCACAUACUGCCCAUCAAACCUGGCAGUGCACAGCCCUGCUCCAAUGCAAACAUCAUGGGCCACUUCAACCCAUUAGCUUGGAAUGUAUCAAACUCUCCCACACCGGGAACUGGAACUAUGGACCAAUAUGAAGUUGGGGACAUCAGUGGGAAGUUUGGGAUGCUGAAUGGCCUCAGCCAGUCUGAGGCUCUAUAUGAGGACCCUGAUGUGCAAUUAACUGGACCCUACAGCAUACUGGGGAGGUCACUGGUGGUUCACUAUGCCAAUGGAUCAAGAAUGAGGUGUGCUGACAUCUCAGCUGAGAGAGACACAGAAGGAGAAUGGACUACUGCCAAGGCUGUAUUUAACGGUGCAGUAACAGGGACAGUCCGACUGCGUCAGCAGAUGUUUCCUGAUGGGAGUAGCAGUGAUAUCACUCUGGAUGUGACCCUUCAAUCAUCCAGACGAGAUAUGACUGUGGCAUCCUUGUUUAUCACAAGUCACCGUUCGGGCAGCAAGUGCAGUGAUGUGGGGGACACGUACAAUCCCUUCAACAUGACAUCAGUGGACUCCAGGUGUUCAUUAGAAAACCCUCUGAGCUGUGUGAUGGGGGAGAUAUCCGCAAGGCAGGGCCCAGUCCGGCUGACCGAGAGUCAGCUCUUCACAGACAGUAUCAUCCAGCUCCAUGGAGACAACACAGUGGUCCACAGAUCUCUGGUGCUGAAGAGUGGAGACAGCAUCAUUGCAUGCACGGACAUCCUCCCAGAAUCCCCUGCAGCAGAGCAGAUCUUUCCCAAAGUGACUGUCUUCAGCAGAUAUGACUUCCGUAGGAGAGUUGCAAAUGUCCUGCAGUUGGAAAUGGCAAGAGUCACCAUCCUGCCCAGAUCUCUCCUCUCUGCAGCAGAUGGAAGGUGCCAGCAGGUCAACUUCAUUGUAUCUGGGGACGUCGGCAAAGAACUGCUGAAGUCUGUCAAAACCAGUGAGAAGAUGGGCAACUACAGAGAGUCAGAGUCAUGUACAACUGUGGACACCUCUCUUUCCAUGCCCUCAGGAAAUGCUGUUGUGCCACUGGCGCCGGCAGGUUUUCUUCUGGGCUUGAUGUUUGCUGCCGCCUGCCUGCUGCCAUCGACAGCUUUUUUUUAGUUCUGACAUUGAGCCACAUCGUGCAUCAUUAGCUGGGAUAUGGGGAUCUUCUUAUUGUAAAUCUGUGAAUAUGUAUAUGAAACAUAGCUCACCAAGUGUGGUAAUCAUCAUCUGAUCAAUCAGCAAAUAAACAAUAAUUGUGUCUCUUCUUACAACAUCUGUCAUCCAAUAAAGAUCUUGCCAUUUAACAUUUAAUUUAGUAAUAAACAUUUUAGGCAAUGUGCUGUUCAUAACUGUCCAGUGUGUUUUUAUAGACAUGUUUUAUUCAUUUGGACUUCAGGGGAGUUAACGGGUUACAUUUUCAAGUUUACACAUGUUUUUCUUUGUGUAUUCACUAUCAAUAAAUCCAAGUUUUGUGUAAAUAUAUCGAAGCUUCUCAAUAAAAAUACAAUAAUGUUUGUAUGCCUUGUGCCAA